GGGCGCGGCGCGGGCAUGGCUCGCGGGGCGUGGGGGCUGCUGUGGCUGCUGCUGGGCAGCGCCGGGGCCCAGUACGAGAAAUACAGCUUCCGAGGAUUCCCUCCGGAGGACCUGAUGCCACUGGCCACGGCCUACGGCCACGCUCUGGAGCAGUACGAAGUCGAGAGCUGGCGCGAGAGCGCGCGCUACCUGGAGGCGGCGCUGCGGCUGCACCGGCUGCUGCGCGACAGCGAGGCCUUCUGCCACGCCAACUGCAGUGGCCCCGCCACCUCGCAGCCUCAGCCCGCGUCCGGCCCGGACGGCGACCACGACGGCGAUGGCGAGGACUGGGCUCGCGAGCUGCGGCUCUUCGGCCACGUCCUGGAGCGCGCCGCCUGCCUGCGGCGCUGCAAGAGGACGCUGCCCGCCUUCCAAGUCCCUUACCCGCCGCGGCAGCUGCUGCGCGACUUCCAGAGCCGCCUGCCCUAUCAGUACCUGCACUACGCGCACUUCAAGGCGAACCGACUGGAGAAGGCGGUGGCUGCGGCCUACACCUUCCUCCAGAGGAACCCCAAGCACGAGCUGACCGCCAAGUAUCUCAGCUACUACAGGGGGAUGCUGGAUAUUGGAGAUGAGUCCCUCACCGACCUGGAGGCCCAGCCCUACGAGGCUGUGUUCCUCCGGGCUGUGAAGCUUUACAACAGCGGGGACUUUCGCAGCAGCACAGAAGACAUGGAGCGGGCCCUGGCUGAGUAUAUGACGGUCUUUGCUCGGUGUCUAGCUGGCUGUGAGGGAGCCCAUGAGCAGGUAGACUUCAAGGACUUCUACCCAGCCAUAGCAGGUAUCUACCAUUCAGACCACUGUGGGGUAUCCCUCACCCACAGUGCCCUGGCUUCCCAGGCCUUCUAAGGCCUCUUAAUGCAUGGCUAUGUCCCGGGACAGCAUUCAGCAGUGAAUGAUGUGCGCCAGGCUGCCCGCAGUGCUGCUAGCUACAUGCUCUUUGACCCCAAGGACAGCGUUAUGCAGCAGAACCUGGUAUAUUACCGCUUCCACCGGGCUCGCUGGGGCCUUGAAGACGAGGACUUUCAACCCCGGGAGGAAGCUGUGCUCUAUCACAACCAGACCUCUGAGCUCCGGGAGUUGCUAGACUUCACACACAUGUACCUUCAGUCAGACGAUGAGAUGGAACUGGAGGAGACAGAAUCACUCCCGGAGCCUGAAGAACCUCUAUCUGAUGCUGAGUUCGAAGGCGAGGGCGACUAUGAGGAAGGUCUCUAUGCUGACUGGUGGCAGGAGCCAGAUGCCAAGGGUGAUGAGGCCGAGGCCGAGCCAGAGCCUGAACUGGCAUAAGGCGGUGACAUGGUGCACUCUUCAAGCUCAGGACACCUGGCUGGGGGCAAGAACUAUUUAUUAAAACUUAAAAUAGCCAGGUGUGGUGGCACACACCCUUAACCCUGGCACCCGGGGGAGGCAGAAGCAGGCAGAUCUCGGGGCCAGCCCAGCCUACACAGUGAGAUCCUGGCCAGGCCAGGCGACAUAAUGAGAUCUUGUCUCAAAACAAAAACAACUGAAUGUGGUAUCACAUGCCUUUAAUUGCAGCAGCUGGAAUGCAGGGGCAGGUGGGUCUCUGUGAGUUUCAGGCUAGCCCGACGUAGUGAGUUCUAGGCCAGUAGAGGCUCUGUUGUAAGACCCUGUCUCAAAAUAAAACAAAAGGAAAAACCUCA
Messenger RNA from Mus caroli (Ryukyu mouse), 1703 nucleotides. NCBI's taxonomy places the organism in Eukaryota, Metazoa, Chordata, Mammalia, Rodentia, Muridae. The record is from RefSeq and is a predicted model, not a curated record.